ACUUACAGCCGACUGCGUGUGAACAGGGAGGAUCAUACUGUCAGGUUUCUAAUGGUCAGGGCGUUAAGACCUUCUAUUGUCAUGACUAAAUCCCCUGAAGGCUAUUGAGAUGCCACGGUGCACUGUGACUAAUGGUUUAGUCUAUAAUGUGAGUCUAGGGACAUGGGAUGCCUAUCCCGAUGGACUUCGUCCAACAUUUGGGGAAUGACACAAAGUAAUGCAUAUUAUAAUGCUAUACAAUAUGAAUGAUGGUUAUAGAAUGUUUGUAAGUUUUCUUUUUUUGUGUUGUAAUCUUGGCCCAUUAUUGUCCACGAAUGAAUAAAUCAUUAUGGCUGGUUAACUCUACUGUUAAAUAUAAGAUACAAAAUAAUACACGGAAGAGCCUGUUAGAUAAAAAGACACCCGAUUCCCUCUCAAACUUCAGGAAGUAUGAACUAGUCACCAAGCGUCAAUAUAACCACGUGCUUCUUUCUGUUUACAUUUUUACGUUCCGUGCGCAGUGACGACACGCGGGACCCCACCCCACUCCAGAGCUGUCUGGCAGCGUGUGUGUGAGAGCCCAAGAUUGCAGGAGAGAGCUGAAGUGAGGACCUGCAGGCUGCGAAGCGAGAGGCAAGUGAGAAAAACAGAGCCAACGUCAAGCCGAGGAUGGAAGACGCCGAUCAAGGUGCACAGAGGCCAGACUCCAUUGCUGAGGUAGGGGAGGACGCCGUGACGACAGUGGGCCCCCCCCCGGCCCCCCCGACCCUGACCGAGGAGGAGCGGGAGGAGCUUCACGUGGAGCUUUCAAAGGUGGAGGAGGAGAUCCUGACCCUGUCUCAGGUGCUGGCCUCUAAGGAGAGGCAGGUGGCCGAUCUGAAGCGCAAGUUGGGCAUCACCCCUUUAAACGAGCUCCGCCAGAACAUCACCAAGGGAUGGCAGGAUGUCACCACCUCAAAUGCGUAUAAGCGGACCUCAGAGACUCUGUCCCAGGCGGGUCAGAAGGCCACAGCAGCCUUCAGCAGUGUGGGCUCCGCUAUCAGCAGGAGACUAGAGGACGUCAGCAUUCGCUCGCUACAUCACUCUGCUAGCAUGCCCGUGAUGAGGAACACCCCCACCUUCAAGUCCUUCGAAGAGAGGGUGGACACUCUAAAGGUAGGCAAUGAUACCAAGAUUACGCCCACGCCGUCGCCCGGCAACAUUGAAGAGGUCAUGAACUCCACCGCCAACUCUGAGCCUAUAGAGAGCCAACCAGAGGCCACACCUCCGCCGGGGGACGCCCCACACUGAGACUCCUCCCCCUGACACACCCACCACCCCAGCAUCCCUGCUCUCUCAACUACCCCCCACCCCACCGCUAACAACCCUCCCAUCCUCCUGCCUGUCCAGCAACCUCACGCCACUCUGCCUAAACCACAAAAAAAACACACAAGCCAAACCGCCGCCAUAGCCAAACCUUCACCAUAGCCAAACGCCACCAUAGCCAAACCACCACCAUAGCCAAACCACCACCAUAGCCAAACCGCCACCAUAGCCAAACCUCCGAAAGGGAACAUUCAGCUCUCUGUCGUCAUCAGUGUGUGUGUGAGUGUGUUUGGGGAAAUUCACAUGUGAGGGAGUAUGACAUCAUCUACUGUCAGUCACACAGAUGUCCAGACACCUCAGAAGUGUGUUUCUGUAUACACACACACACACAUGGUGUAGACUGGUCACACACUAUGCGUGUGUGUGUGUGUGUGUGUGUGUGUGUGUGGCUCUGGGCCAGGCGUGUCCUGGUGUCAGGCGACGUCUGGCCUGAACGCUCUGAGUCCACCUCAACACUGCCGAACCCCACUGACACACUCCUGCCGAGGUACACACUCCUGCCGAGGUACACACUCCUGCCGGGGUACACACUCCUGCCGAGGUACACACUCCUGCAGCACGCUCAGCCUGCUCUGUGAUCUCUGAUCGGCCUGCUCUGUGAUCUCUGAUCAGCCUGCUCUCUCUUAGUUCCGUUACUAAAUCACACCUUCUGUGUGUGUGUGAGGGGCAGGGUAGUCCCACACUGGAGCGCUGGUUCCCCUUCUGUGUGUGUGUGUGAGGGGCAGGGUAGUCCCCCACUGGAGGUCUGGUUCCCCUCUGUGUGUGUCUAGGCCUAACCUGUGCUAGGACCUGGGCCAGGUGUGUCCUGCCUAGAGUCUCACCUGUUCCGCGCUCCGACUGCAGUACUGGUCUACCUGCCUGUUCCCAGGUCUGUGUUUUCACACGAGCCCGCGCUUCAAAGCUUCAGAUGAUGUCUGUACAUGGAUGGACCACGCGAGCGGUUUAUGGUCGGAGAAGAUGGAGCUUAAAGGCGAGCGGUUUAGGGUCGGGGAAUAUGGAGUUUAAAGGCGAGCGGUUUAGGGUUGGGGAAUAUGGAGCUUAAAGGCGAGCGGUUUAGGGUCGGGGAAUAUGGAGUUUAAAGGCGAGCGGUUUAGGGUUGGGGAAUAUGGAGUUUAAAGGCGAGCGGUUUAGGGUCGGGGAAUAUGGACCAGACGAGCGGUUAAGGGUCGGAGAAGAUGGAGCUUAAAGGCGAGCGGUUUAUGGUCGGAGAAGAUGGAGCUUAAAGCACUGACCUCUCUGCUGCU
Molecule: messenger RNA, 2588 nt
Organism: Clupea harengus (Atlantic herring)
Lineage: Eukaryota; Metazoa; Chordata; Actinopteri; Clupeiformes; Clupeidae
Gene: tpd52
Product: tumor protein D52
Biological process (GO): B cell differentiation
Cellular component (GO): cytoplasm
Source: RefSeq, a predicted model, not a curated record